AUGGAUCAUACUAACAUUAUCGACACCGACGAAGCCGCAUGCGCGAUGGCUGCGGCCUCUCAAGGCAAGAGCAAAGGCAAGGGUAGGAAGAAGGCGACUGAAACCCGCGCGAGCGGUCCCAUAAAGCCGACGAAGACGACCAUGGAACCAACGAAGGCAAGGUCAAAGACCCCGGUAAGUCCAACAUCGCCUACAACUCCCACCUUGACGCAGGCUUCCGCAUCCAUGUUCUAUGAGGCGAAUGGCUUGAAGAUUCCGCUCUAUAGUCAAAACGGCCUGGGUAACAAGAAGAGACCCAACGCUCGCUUGUCCAAGACUCUUCUCAAAUACAACACAGACGAGCUACUCGAUAUCGUUGGGCAGUAUGCAGGUACAGAUAAGAGACAAGAGCUAAAGAAUAAGGGACUAGCAAAGACGAUGCUUGCAAACUGGAUUGAAGAGAAGGAAACACUUGCUCUUGGACGCAAUCCGAAAUCGGAACUGUCUUUUGCAGAUGAUCAAGAAAAGGUCGAGCAAUCCGAUGAUGUCGCUUCCUUCCUAGCAUCCACUACCACAACAUCUUCUAGCCCAAAUACUAAGAAGCAUACCGCUACAACUCCCGCCUUCAACAGCCAAGGAGAUUCUCCGCCAACCUCGACCAAAGGCGAUGAUACAUUCGUUCAGCCCCGUCAGCGGAAGAGGAGCGCACCUGGUAGGUCACGGGACGAUCAACCACCCGCGAAGUUACAGAAGCGUGAUAUAACAACAAACCUGAGCACUGAAGAUAUUGAGAAUUUGGGUAAGAAACGCUCGAUAGACAAGCCGUUCGACGACGUUAUACCAACGCCCUCGCAAACGAACGCGCAAACAGCCGCGUAUAACGACAGAGAUCAUGAUACAUACCCUCAGAACCCUUUCUUCAACAGCACUGGCAUGAAUCCAUCUGAUCCCGACCGCUCUUCGAUGAUAGUCCGGGGCGAUGAUGAAGAUCGUGUGUUGACUGCUACUUCUCAUGAGACGUUUCGCGGGCCCGUGACAUACCUCUUUGAGACAACAAUACCCCACAAUGCUCUCAGCCCCCCUUCAGCAAUUUCUCCACCUCCCAUUCCAUACUUGAAGAACGGAUUACAUGGUCGCAACGGCGAUUUUCAAGACGACCCCGACCGCCGCACAGGUGUAGGCCAUCAGAUCGAACCAGAAGACCAACUCAAGUGGGACGAAUACAAGAACUUCCACGGCACAAUCUACCAACAGUUUUCACACUACCCAGCCACGGUUACAGCUGAGAUGAAGAAGGCAUGGAACCAAUGGCAUAGAUGGUAUGGUGAUUUCACGAAGAAGUAUCCUGGAUACGCGGUAUCUCACCUUUGGCCUUACAUCUGCACUGACUUUAAUCCCAAGGCCUCAUUACUCUGGUACUCCAGUAAUACAACACCCCGCUACGAUGAAAACUCCACUUACCUGGCAUAUAUUCCCUCCCAAAACGAUCUUUCUCCUAAUCUCAUCACAUCUUCUCUCCAAACCGCGAUCAUCAAGUUCUCAAGCAAAUACACGAAACAGAUCACUCAAAACAAACUCUACGACAUCAGAAAAGCUACUGCAAUGUCUACUUCACUCAAACGCACUUCCGAAGAAGCGGGAGCACAACCCAUAAGCAUGCGUUCGAACAAAAAGCCGUGUCUCUCGCUCGAAAUACCAGGAAAAGAGAUUUCCAAAGAGGAGGACAAAACACCCAAGACGCGAGCAGCUACCGCAGAGCGACGGGAACACAAACUCAAACGGCCCUUCCCAAAGAAAAGGGAGGAGAUCAAGGACCCAAACAAAAUGAAGCUCACGAGACACUACACUACAAACGAUCCUACGCCGCUAUCAAAACUACCCAUCAUAAGACCACCCAUCGCAAGAUCUGCCCGCGUCGACAAACUGCUAGAAAGCCUCUCAGUCCCAGAUCCUACCAAAAAUGCAGACGACACCAAAAGAAUCCGACUAGCGACACAAACUAGGCGCGACGAGAGGCAGAAUGAGAUGUUAAAGCAAAACAAAAGCAUCACAGAGAGCGACUACGCCAUCAGACUAGCAUGGUCUUGCUUCUCGUCCAACGAGAAAAAUCGAGUGGGUCGGGAGCGCAUGGGGAUGAUGAUAUCAGGCCUUGAAUGGGACGACCUUGCGAAUGAGAGGAAAGGCGUACCGAACAACUUGCCCGAGUGGAGGAAAACGAAUACAGGCCGGUUUACCAAGUCAGAUUUGCCGUGUGAAUGA
Alternaria burnsii is the source of this 2238-nucleotide messenger RNA. RefSeq lists its product as uncharacterized. NCBI's taxonomy places the organism in Eukaryota, Fungi, Ascomycota, Dothideomycetes, Pleosporales, Pleosporaceae. The coding region runs from base 1 to 2238 and encodes 745 amino acids. The record is from RefSeq and is a predicted model, not a curated record. The transcript is spliced from 4 exons.